Messenger RNA from Aspergillus thermomutatus, 348 nucleotides. Its product is annotated as DUF3140 domain-containing protein. The record is from RefSeq and is a predicted model, not a curated record. The transcript has 3 exons. Lineage: Eukaryota; Fungi; Ascomycota; Eurotiomycetes; Eurotiales; Aspergillaceae. The coding region runs from base 1 to 348 and encodes 115 amino acids.
AUGGUGAAAGACAAGAACACCGUCAUCGAUGAAUUCAACGACCUGGUCAACAUGACCCCCAACGAACUCCGCGCCUGGCUCAAGGAAGAACAAUCCCAGUCCUCAGGCUGGAAGGGCGAAUCCGGCGAGACGAUCGGUCAUGAGAGCGGCCGCAAAAUCGUGGCCAUUCUCGAACAUAACCCCUCUAGGGAUCCGUCCAGGUACUCGGAUGAGGAUCUAGAUCAUAUGCGCAAGGCGGUCUCGUACUGCAAGCGGCAUCUGGCGCAGGAGGAGCGUGCGAAGCAGGAUACAAAUAGUAGGAGUUACAAGUCGUUGAAGAAUUGGGGGCAUGAUCCUCUGAAGGAGUGA